Myiozetetes cayanensis is the source of this 756-nucleotide messenger RNA. It is a transcript of the gene AQP8, whose product is annotated as aquaporin 8. The transcript is spliced from 5 exons. The record is from RefSeq and is a predicted model, not a curated record. The coding region runs from base 1 to 756 and encodes 251 amino acids. Gene Ontology annotation, biological process: transmembrane transport; water transport. Gene Ontology annotation, cellular component: plasma membrane. NCBI's taxonomy places the organism in Eukaryota, Metazoa, Chordata, Aves, Passeriformes, Tyrannidae. Gene Ontology annotation, molecular function: water channel activity.
AUGGCCGGGGCCGAGCACACAGGGCGGGAGCUGCUGGACAUGGAGGUGAAGGCCAAGGCCUGGCGGCCACCCUGGUUCGAGCGCCACGUGCAGCCGUGCCUGGCAGAGCUGCUGGGCAGUGCCCUCUUCAUCUUCACCGGCGUCCUGGCCGCCGUGGAGGGCGCGGGGCGGCUGCAGCCCGCCCUGGCACACGGGCUGGCCCUGGGCACCGCCGUCGCCGUCCUGGGGGACAUCAGCGGAGGCCACUUCAACCCUGCCGUGUCCCUGGGCGUGUGGCUGGUGGGGGGGCUGAACAUGACGAUGCUCAUCCCUUACUGGGUGUCCCAGCUCUGUGGAGGGAUGAUUGGAGCCGGCCUGGCAAAGGCCGUGGCACCGAGCGAGCGCUACGGGAACGCCAGCGGGGGAGCCUUCGGCGGCAUCACGGCCGACGAGCAGAUCCCUGCUGCCCUCGUGGGGGAGGUCGUCAUGACCACCUUCCUGGUCCUGGUGGUCUGCAUGGGCGCCGUCAACGGGAAGACCAAGACCCCCCUGGCACCGUUCUGCGUCGGCUUCACCGUCACGGCCGGCAUCCUGGCGGGGGGUGGCGUGUCUGGAGCCUGCAUGAACCCUGCCCGAGCCUUUGGACCAGCUCUGGUGGCAAACUACUGGGACUACCACUGGGUGUACUGGGUAGGGCCCAUGGUCGCUGCCCUCCUGGUGGGUGUGCUGGUGAGGCUCCUGAUGGGUGACCGGACCACACGCCUGCUCCUGCAGUGA